Molecule: messenger RNA, 748 nt
Organism: Cuscuta europaea
Lineage: Eukaryota; Viridiplantae; Streptophyta; Magnoliopsida; Solanales; Convolvulaceae
Source: the annotation of a GenBank genome assembly
GUAGUAACAUGGACGUAAACUCCCUCUUUGCGUUGAAGAAACAAAAGGGGAAGAAGAAGGACUCCUCGGGUCAGAAGCCGGUCGACACCCUUUUCCAAAAAGGGAGGGAGGAGCCUUCCAGAGGUGCUACCGUCGGUGCGGAGCCGGGAAUUCACAGGGCGAUGGGGCCCUAAAGAAGAAGAAAGGCGGCAAGGUGGUUGAGCCCCCGACUAAGAAGCAGAAAGCUGGGGACUCCGGCAAGUAGCCGUCCUCCGUGAUGGUAGCCUCGAUCCUUCGGUGCUUAUGUGCCAGAUGAUGCCCUCGGCUGAUAGGCUGGCCCUCACCAGGAUGGAUGAAAGCGCCAUUGAGUCCAAGAUUCUUCUGAGUAGCGCCUCCAACUUCAUGGGCCUCUGUGAGUACCUCUGGAGGGUGGAGCAGAUGAGGGAGGCCAAGGUUGCUGCUGAUGCGGAGGCUGUCAACCUCAGAAAGAAGCUGGCUCAGGUCGAAGACUCCCUCCGAAAGGCUACCGAGAGCAUGGAGCAGCGGGUCCAGGCUGCCAAGACCGAAGGUAGGAAUGAGGGCUUGGCCGAGGCCAUGGAUGCAGCUGCUGAAGCCGCAAGGAAGGCUGCCGAUGAGGCACAUGCAGCUAAAGAAGAGGCCGUCACCAAGGCCCGAGAAGAUGCUGUAGCCGCUUUUGGUGCCGAGGGGUGGAAGGCAGAGGGGCACAAGAAGUGGCUGGCCUCGGUGGUGGAGGCUUUGUUGGUCCCGG